CACCACCAGCAACACCAUCGCCACCAUUACAACAAAGACCAUCAUCGUAACAGCAAACCCAAUGUUUUGCCCUAACCAUCAUCGUAGCAGCAAACCCAAUUUUUUGCCCUAACCAUCAUCGUAACCGCUACUCUUCUCAACUCUCCAUGUGAUUUUUCUUUCCCAUCGAUUUCACCCUUCUCUUCUGUUUGUUUUUCUUCAAUUGCAUGCCAUAAAUUGAUAUAUCCAUCUUUUCUUGGUAGAAGUAUGAGAAUUUUCAGUAACUCGAAUCGUUGCUGCUUUUUGUUGAUGAAUAAAUCGGAUUAGAAGAAUUCAGUAACUCGUUGAGAAUUUUACGCCCACAAAUUGUUUGAAGAAAGUCCCGAAUGAGAAUUUCAGGAGCAGUUUUGGUUGAACUUGCAAAAGACCCCAAGCUUGUGUACCAUUGUGGACUCAGUCCAGUGAAGUUACCUGAACUUGUGGAACACAAUCCCUUGAUUGUUGUUGAGAUUCUGAUUAAGCUGAUUCAUUCUACUGAAAUUGGCCAGUUCAAAACAUGUCUGAUGCUGAGUGAUCCAAUCCAAAUACUUACUCCUAUGCAUACAUCUAUUAUAAGCAUCAUCAUUUUGCCUUCCUUCUGGAAACCAGGCUAUGUAAUGCUGGUAUUAAUUGAUAGUCCCGACAGUUCCUUCAUAAAUGCCUUUCUACAUGGAUCAGAGAGUGCACCAGCUCAUUGUAUACUGAUGUCUACUUUCCGAAUGAUUCAUACACAGGUUUUGAAUGAUAGGAACAAGAGUUGCUAUUGGUUCAGAUUUGCAAGCUUGUGA
Molecule: messenger RNA, 806 nt
Organism: Papaver somniferum (opium poppy)
Lineage: Eukaryota; Viridiplantae; Streptophyta; Magnoliopsida; Ranunculales; Papaveraceae
Product: CCR4-NOT transcription complex subunit 11-like
Exons: 5
Coding region: 366-806 (146 amino acids)
Biological process (GO): negative regulation of translation; mRNA catabolic process
Cellular component (GO): CCR4-NOT complex
Source: RefSeq, a predicted model, not a curated record